AUUCCUCAGUGCAAAACAGUUUGGAUUCACUUCAAUUCCCGAGGAUCACUAUUAAUUGCCUCUUUCUGCUUUUGCUUCUUUUCUUGUCCCCUCUCGCGUGUUUCCUUCCCUUUCUUUUUGUGCUGCUUCUUUUUCCUUUUUGCUCAUUUCGGUUGGAUUUUACCAUAUUCUUAUAAAGGUUGUUGAUCAAAGGCACCCCACAAUCUAGCAUAUUGAAUUCGUGCUGCAAAGAGGUUUAAGAGAGCAGAUAUGAAUACAUUUUCACAUGUUCCUCCUGGCUUUCGUUUCCAUCCCACUGAUGAAGAACUUGUUGAUUACUACCUUAGGAAAAAGGUAGCUUCUAAAAGAAUUGAUCUAGAUGUAAUAAAAGAUGUCGAUCUCUAUAAAAUUGAGCCGUGGGAUCUUCAAGAAUUAUGCAAAAUAGGAACAGAUGAACAAAAUGAAUGGUAUUUCUUUAGUCAUAAAGACAAGAAGUACCCAACUGGCACUCGCACCAAUAGAGCUACAAAGGCGGGAUUCUGGAAAGCUACGGGAAGGGACAAAGCAAUUUACUCUAGGCAUUGCCUUAUUGGCAUGAGAAAGACUCUGGUGUUUUACAAAGGAAGAGCCCCAAAUGGACAGAAAUCUGAUUGGAUCAUGCAUGAGUACCGAUUGGAAACUAAUGAAAAUGGAACUCCUCAGGAAGAAGGUUGGGUUGUAUGUAGAGUGUUCAAGAAACGAAUGACAACAGUGAGGAAAAUGGGAGAGUAUGAGUCACCCUGUUGGUAUGAGGACCAAGUCUCAUUCAUGCAAGAGCUUGAAUCCCCGAGGCGAAUUUCUCACCCUUAUGCACCAUACCACCAGCACUACCCCUGCAAGCAGGAGUUGGAAUUGCAAUACAAUAUACCUCAUGACGCUUUCCUCCAACUUCCACAACUAGAAAGUCCCAAAGUUCCUCACUCUGCAGCCAGUUUGAGUUGUAACUCAGUUGUUCCUUUUGCCUACGGUAGCAAUAAUAAUGGAAACGCUAUGCAAUCCUCCUCACUCACUCAAGAAGAACACAUACAACAACAUUGCCAGCAACAAAAUCUACCAUUUCUUUAUGGUAGCAAUGAUCAAGCAGUGGAUCAAGUUACAGAUUGGCGAGUACUUGACAAAUUCGUUGCUUCUCAGCUCAGUCACGAUCAACAUGUUUCCAAGGAAACCAGCUUUUCUGAUGUGGUUGAUCAAAUUACUUUGCUUCCAAAUGGAUCCAAGAAACCAGAAAUUGGCCAGGAAUAUGCUUCAACAUCCACCUCCAGUUGCCAGAUUGACCUGUGGAAGUGAAAGUUAUUACUAGAAGAUGCAUAAUAAUUAUAUAUAGGGAGUACAGUAUAAUGCUCUCAAUCGAAAAAGACAAAAAAAAAAUAUUGGUUCGAGUUUCUGCAUGUACAUAAUAAACCCUAAAGUAUAAAUAUCCCUAGCAUUUGAAGCUCUGGUGACACGUACUGUAUCCACUAAUA
Messenger RNA from Abrus precatorius (Indian licorice), 1481 nucleotides. Its product is annotated as NAC domain-containing protein 7-like. Gene Ontology annotation, molecular function: DNA binding. The record is from RefSeq and is a predicted model, not a curated record. The coding region runs from base 250 to 1305 and encodes 351 amino acids. Gene Ontology annotation, biological process: regulation of DNA-templated transcription. The transcript is spliced from 4 exons. Lineage: Eukaryota; Viridiplantae; Streptophyta; Magnoliopsida; Fabales; Fabaceae.